GUCAUUGCUUCGAAUGCACGACUAUGAGUGGUGUCGUAUGCAGGAACUCUUCUGCUUGUGUGGACAAGUGUUCCUAUAGUUGUGUUUGUCGCACUUUGUUAUAUUACUACUUGUAGGUAUUCCAAUAAAGAAACAUUCGUGAUGGUGCCGGUAGUUUGGUUCUUAGGUCAAUACGGAAGAUGCGGCUUACACGUUGCAAUACUUUUAUUAUUCGUUGCUUAUGUUAUGUAAAACAACGAGAACAACUUCCAAGAGACGGCAACAAGAUAUUAGAGAGAUUGUGAAUAUGGCAGAGAGCGGAACAGAGUCAAAAACUAUUGAUAAUCAAAUGAACAAGAGUCAAAUGGAUGUCAGCGAAUGUCUUGGCAAUUGGCUCAUUUAUUUGCAGACUCUCAAUGGUCUUUGUACGGCUGGUACUAAAUUGGCACAAUCUCUUCAAGCACUUUUAUCCGUACAUGAUACUGUUGCUCAGUAUCGUUUGUCUGGGCAAUGCCUUGCUGGUUGGGAAGAAUUAUCAAGAGCUACAAAUGUUGCCAGUAAUACAGUUAAAAAUCAUGUGAUCGCUGCCUUAAAGGAUCAUGAAGCCAGAAAUAACGAAGGAGAUAAACAUGACAUUCUCAGAGACAAUUUGUUAACAUUUAUUAAUUUGCAAUAUCAAUUUUGUGUGGCCUGUUGCGAAUGCCUUGGUGGUAUGGCUGAAUGUUCUUGCUCACAGAGUGGUAGUGCUGAUUGUGAUAUAGCUGCGCUUCAACAAUGUUUCGAAAGAUUAUAUAGAUCACCAAUUUCAUCUUCCACGACGCAGCAACCGGUACAAAAUUGUCACAGAUCACCUUUACCAUAUCCGUUGUUUCCUCUGCAGGUCCAGAGGAGAUGGUCUGAGACAGCUGCAGCAGAUAUGUCAGGAGAAUCUUCAGAAAAUACUAUGAGAAGAUGGUCUAUGCCGUGGGAUUGUCGUCAUGUUACAGAAUGGCCGCGACAGGAAGUUAGAUCUAGACUUAAAGUACCCCAUCAAGAUCGUAGUAGAUCUACUACACCCGAUUCCGUUUGGAAAGCCUCUGCAAUGGCUAGUCAAGAUGGUCUUCGCGAAGCUAUUCAACUUCUGUCUUGUAAACCAGGUAUAAGGCCAUCGAAUCAGUUAUCGGUUUACACUACUCAGCACAUUCCUGGUGUAACUUUAACUACAUGUAAUUAUGAAACAAAUUACGAUUCAACGAUUUGGCCUGAAUCACGUAGAGUAUGUUCACCAAGAUGUUGGCCACACGAUUCUCAUUCGAGCGAUCAUUCCGAUCAAUCUGGACAUCGUGACAGCGAUCAAAGUGUUCACAGUGGAGAUCAUAGAGAUUCAGAGCAGAGUGUUGCUAGUGGUAGUGGUUAUGGGGAUAGCAAAGAUAGCAUUCAUUCUCAUAGCGAUCACAGAGAUAAUGAACUUGGAACAACGGAGGCUUUACCAUCGCGAAAAAGUAGUUCUUCGACCGACUCUUGUGUCUCUGCUUAUAGUCGUUCUGGUUCUGAAAGUGCUGGCGGUGGGGAAUGUUCAAGGUCUCAGUUAUACUGUAUGUGGAGCGGUAACGAUGUACCUUUCAUUAAAUUACCAGAAAGCAGUGAAGUGCAGGACGAACAUCCGCCGACCUAAAGUGUGUGUUAUUUUCUACUAGCCCCUAACAGCCCCCCCCCACCCGGUUUCAUGUAAUUUGAUAUCGUGUCGACGAAUUAGUGAAUGUCAAUUUCAUUCGAAACACUUGGAACUUAUAAAACAGAAAUAUCUGUAAAACUAAAUGGCCAGACAAUGUUUUUAAUGUAGCAGAAUCACAUAGUGAUUCGACGAAUUCCAUUGGUGACAUUUACAUGUUUGAUAUUUAAUGAGCGCAGUAUGACAGCGGGUUUUAACUUUUAAAAUGGCUCAUAUAGAUUGUGGGUCUAUAUAAAAAGAAAAGAAAAGAAAAAAGGAAAAGGAAAAAAAAAAGAAAGAAAAUAAAAAUAAAAAUAAAGAAAAAGAAAAACAAACCAAAAGGAAAAAAAAUCACAUAACUAUUGUUAUCCGUUAUUCUUUCAUAUUUAUACUCCAAACGAAAGAUUAACUAAGUUCCAAAGUAAAUUUAAUCGAUUGGAACUUAUCAAAGUAUGAAAAGACCAUGUGAAAUUUGUUUGUAAUAAUAUAAUUACGUUAUUGUCGUGAGUCGAUACAUUUCAGUGCAAUAAUGAAACAUAUCAUAGCUCAUAAUUUAUUACAAGUAACAGUGCGUAUCGUACAUUGUGUUAAUUAGUAAUGAUUUUGUAAUUAAUGCGAAAGAAACGCAUUAUCGAGCGAAGAUGUAAUAAAUUCGUAAAUCAAUAA
This is a messenger RNA of Vespa crabro (European hornet), 2335 nucleotides long. RefSeq lists its product as uncharacterized. The coding region runs from base 221 to 1633 and encodes 470 amino acids. The record is from RefSeq and is a predicted model, not a curated record. The transcript has 10 exons. NCBI's taxonomy places the organism in Eukaryota, Metazoa, Arthropoda, Insecta, Hymenoptera, Vespidae.